This is a messenger RNA of Ochotona curzoniae (black-lipped pika), 2196 nucleotides long. RefSeq names its product glyoxalase domain containing 4 (gene GLOD4). Lineage: Eukaryota; Metazoa; Chordata; Mammalia; Lagomorpha; Ochotonidae. The coding region runs from base 33 to 929 and encodes 298 amino acids. The record is from RefSeq and is a predicted model, not a curated record. The transcript has 9 exons.
GUGCGCGGCGCAGAAGGCGGGCGGCGGCAGUCAUGGCAUCCCGGCGGGCUCUGCAUUUCGUUUUCAAAGUGGGAAACCGCUUCGAGACAGCGCGUUUCUAUCGCGAGGUCCUGGGGAUGAAGGUGCUGCGGCAUGAGGAAUUUGAAGAAGGCUGCAAAGCUUCCUGUAAUGGGCCUUAUGAUGGGAAAUGGAGUAAAACUAUGGUGGGAUUUGGAGCCGAGGAUGAUCAUUUUGUUGCCGAGCUGACUUACAAUUAUGGCAUUGGCCACUACAAGCUUGGCAAUGACUUCAUGGGUAUCACAGUGGCUUCUAGCCAGGCCAUCAGCAAGGCCAGGGAGCUGGAGUGGCCGCUCACGGAAGUCACAGAAGGUGUUUUUGAAACCGAGGCCCCAGGAGGAUAUAAAUUCUACCUGCAGAAACACAAUGGGCCUCAGUCAGAUUCUGUAGUGAAAGUAACUCUAGCUGUGUCUAACCUUCAGAAGUCCUUGAACUACUGGUCUAGUCUCCUGGGAAUGAAAAUUUAUGAAAAGGAUGAAGCGAAGCAAAGGGCCUUGCUGGGCUAUGCAGAUAACCAGUGUAAGCUGGAGCUGCAGGGCAUCAAGGGUGCAGUUGAUCAUGCAGCAGCUUUUGGAAGAAUUGCCUUUUCUUGCCCCAAAAGCGAGUUACCUGAAUUAGAAGAGCUGAUGAAACGCGAGAAGCAGACGAUCCUGACUCCCCUGGUGAGCCUGGACACUCCCGGGAAAGCCACAGUGCACGUGGUCAUCCUGGCUGACCCUGAUGGACAUGAAAUUUGUUUUGUUGGGGAUGAAGCCUUUCGAGAACUUUCUAAGGUGGAUCCUAAGGGAAGCAAGUUGUUGGAUGAGGCCAUGGCAGCAGAUAAAAGUGAUGAGUGGUUUGCUAAUCAUAAGAGACCAAAGGCUUCGGGUUAGUGGAAGACUUCGUGCAGAGCAAGUACUGUGGUUCUUGGCCAGCACCCAUGAGGCAUCGUGCAGGCAAGGGGUCCCAGGUGAUGAACAAGGCUGUAUUAUAAUCUUUCAGAGCUGUCGCAUAUUUUAGAAAUGAAACCCAAUCCUCACGCAGGCCCAGAGAAGCUCUUCACUGGAAUGGCAUGUUUGUACGAGUGUUCAAGGUGUGGCAAGGAUCUUCCAGCCUGGGACAGUCCCAUGCCACUCUGACUGGGCAGGGAGGUGGUUUUGAGGUGCUGGGGGUUGUGUGGGUCUUCAGAGCAUGACCAUAAGCUCUUCCUGAUCUUGCCCUGACAGAUACUGAUAUUUAAGAUUUUUGUUUUGGAGAAGCUUUGUUCCUUGCGUAAGAGUUGGUUGACACCCCAUCUCACGUGCUCUGACAGUCUGAGUUGCUACAGAAUGCAAGAGGGAUUUUCACGUGUUGGUCUGCUCCAUGCCUGGCUCUCUAUAGGAUUUUUUUUAAUCCUCCCAAGAUAGAACACCAUGUUAGACUUUUUAAAAUUUCUUAAAUGAUUUCCUCAGCUUUCAGAAAAAGAGUGUCUUUUUUUUUUUCUACUUAGUUUUGUGCUUUAAACAGGAUUUUUAAAAAAUUAGUUUUAAUUACUGGAACAAAACCCAAAAGUCACUAGAAACUGAAUUGUAUUGGGUGUAUUAUUUUAUUAUUUUAAAAAAUAAACUUCUGCAAUCAAGCUGCUGUCCACUAGUCUCUGAGUCUUGUGCUAGAAAGUGCUAUCCAGGUUCAGACUGCAGAGACUAAACUGGGGAGAUGGAAAGGAUGGAUGACACAGCAGUCUGGACCAAGUGAGCCCUAUAGCUCGGCUCCUGCUGCUCACCCUGGGCGGGAGGUUUGUUUGCUUCUCUGCCUCCCAGCCUCCCAGCCUCCUUCCCAGGGAGCACUACCACACUUUCCAUUCCACACAAAUUCCUCUUUGUAGGAAGCAGUCCUAAAUUUCACAGUAAACUUGGCUCAGUUUACCCCUCCCCUGUGAUACGGGUUUGUCUUUUUGUCUAUACAUGGGAAGUUAGUAACACAAACUUCAUGUAAUCAGAUAAGGUUCUGUGCCUGAACUAUGUUAAUUUGCCAGUGUUCUUUGGAUUAUUAAUUCUUGUUGUUUGUCUCUAAUAAUAUUGUGAAAAUACUUCCUCUGUUUCAGGCUACUGUAGUGUGGCUUUCUAAAUUUAUAAGUUUAAGUAAUAAAUUACUAACACAUGUGUCUAUCUUCUACUUUAA